AUGCCGCACGAGCAUGAGCACCCUGCAGCAGAGGACAUCCCCGAAUCUGAUCCCGACGAGUGUGUAGGAGUACAUGUCAAGAAAGCAGAGUUGCACAUACGAGAUAUACAUGAAGCGAAACUUUUGAUCCAAGAGCUGAAUCGAUCGGGCGUGGGAGAGGACAUCAGCGAUGAGGAGUUCCUUGCUUACUUUGACCAGCUGGCUCCCGGGCCUCCGUGGAUUGAUCUUAGAGCCGGGCUGACAGAAGAGGAUCUCGGUCAGCAAUACGUCGACCAUGCACUGUGCCGCUUCAGAUAUUACAAAUACAAGUUGUCACAGCCCAAGGAAGAGCCGCAUGGUGAUAACCUUCUGGAGGAGGAAGAGGACGAUAAGGAAGAAAGGGAAUAUUUAGCUACAUUGACAGAGAAGCAACUUCUAUUCCUUGAGGAAGAUGACGCUACAUCGGAAGAGGAUGAUAACCUUAUGGAUAAAACUGAGGAUGAUUGUAGUAUGGAGUUUCCCGAGGAGAAGGGAUUUUUCAUUAGCUUUGAAGAAGAUGGAACACUCGAUUGGUUUUUCUACUCUGCUUACUGCGAAUGUGCUUCCCUGAGUGACUAUCAACGCCUAGUCCUAAAAAAUUAUGGUGGUACCGAGUACAGCAUGUGGAGUGACUACCAUAGCUACCGUCAUAGCUAUGAUAUUGAACGAGAGUAUCUCAAGUACUGCCAGGAAUUAUCCAAGCAACUGAAGUGGAUGGAAGAUUAUGUCGAUAUUUGCCGCUCAUCCGUCAAAUGGGGUAAAAUAUCUUCCCGAGGAGCAUUUCAAGCAAUUAAGAUUGCUGCUACUAGCUUUCCCAAGAUCACUCCUACUUUAGCUUACAAUGGCUUUGAUGAGUAUAAAGAGCGCAUUUGCUAUUAUCAUACUUGGUUUAAGGAGUAUGAUCAUUUGUACUUUGAGAUUUGGCGGCGUGUCACAAAGGGAACGAGUUUCAGAAAGGCUAUGGAGGAUGUUUGCAAGAUGAACAAGUUUCCAGUACGACAAGGUUUAAUGCAAACUGCCCUGGACCAUGAGUACACCAUGACGUUGAUGGAAGAGGACUUCCAUACCUGCACGGCAGCCAUUUGCCCUGGAGUUAAAGAGGAUAAAGCUAAGGAGUUGAUCGCAGACGGAGUUAAAAAGCUGGUUAAUAUGCCCAAGUCCUAUGAGGAUUAUAUCAGAAAAAAGAUAGAGAUUGCAUGCAUUAUUGGAAUUCUUCCUUCCGAGAAGACUGAGGCAACAGUAUAA
This is a messenger RNA of Triticum turgidum subsp. durum (durum wheat), 1263 nucleotides long. Lineage: Eukaryota; Viridiplantae; Streptophyta; Magnoliopsida; Poales; Poaceae. The record is from the annotation of a GenBank genome assembly.